CCGACGGUCUCCAAUGGAAAUGCGGCAAAUCACUGCAGUCUAAAUACUACACCCAUCAGGCACUAUCCUUGAUAUAUUACAACAACUCUUUUCUGCAUAAGACCUUAGUGUUUCUGGUGAAGUAGUUGUGCCUACCCGACCCUCCGCGUCUUCCGUAACGUUGGAAGAGCGAUUAGUGGUCACCAUAGUGCUCAACAUGGGCAUCGAACCUGUGUGUCCGUGUUAAUGUAGGUCAACAUGGGCAUCGAACCUGUGUGCAUGUGUGAGCAGGUCAGCAUGGGUCGGAACAGAGCAGAACCUCCAGGCCUGAGGUGUUCAUGACCCAUAGGGUCAUUGUGUGUACGAGAAGGGCAGGGUUACCAUAACGACGAGCGACGCCUUAAAGGAUUAACCCGCUUUGGGUUCAGCUCCCUGCAGCCUUCAGCAUGGCUUUCAAGCCGAAAAGCAGAUUACUGCGUGGGUCGUUUGAAGACAAACUUUCAGAUACAGACUACAGUGAACAGGGUAAACCGAAGCGUGCGGCUGCACUAAACAGGUCCUCGAAGAGCGAUGACUUCUUCCAGAAGCUGGCGGAGGAGGCUGAGCGGGAGGCCGGGGUGGAGGAUUCUGAUGUUUCGGAGGCCGACCCUACAGACAUACUGAAGAACCUGAAGGAUAUGGACGACAUGGAGGCCGAUCUGUUUGGGGCCAAGAAGCCUGGCUCCGCCCCGCCUCAGGCCAAGAGGUCCAGUCCCCCCGGGGCCAGAGCUGAGAGCACCGCGAGAGCAGGAGGAGCAGGAUCCACCUCGGAGCCGAAGAAGCCAAGCUCCGCCCCUUCCGCCUCCAGCUCGCAGGGAUACAGGAAGUUCGACUUCUCCGAUCUAGAUGACCCCCUGAUUGAUCUUCUAGAUGAGCUGGAUCUAGAAGAAACUAAGUCGGAGCCCAGCAAGGUUCCCCCAAAGAAACCAGUACCGUCCCCCACUGGGACCCCGGUCCUGAAGACCAAGGAACCAGCUAAGGUCGUUAAGAAAGGGGAGGAGCUGACCUUUGACGAUGAUGAAGAUGAUCUCAUUGACGCUCUGGGAUUCGACAACGACAAAGAGAUCCCGAAAAAGAAGGAGGCUUCGCCCCUAAAGCCGAGCAGUGACCCCCCCCAGAGGGCUCGCACCCGGCUGGACGAGAUCCUGGGGAGGGGCACGCCCCCCCGUCUCCUGGAGCGCCCACCAACCGGGGAGCGGAAGGAGGUGGCGCCGCAGCCAAUGAGCAGGCAGGACCGGGACAAGCCCGGCAGCGCUAAAGAGCCGCUGCUGGAGGACGACCUCGGGUUCGGCUCGUACCAGCCCACGCUAGGCUCCGCCCCCGAGGGUCGCCAGUCCCGCAGGCAGUCUGUCAGGUUCUCCACGGAGGACAUCAGCAGCUCCACCCUGGAGAGAAAGGCCAAGCCCAGUGCCAAGCCCACCACCCCAAACCCCGCCCCCACCACCACAAACCCCCUCACCAGUCCGUCCAGGGCGCGCUCCUCCUCCGAUUGGCUCGGCCUGAAGCCCAGCGACGAGCUGACCUUCCUGGACGACGACGAGCCCGUCGUCACGGACACCACCAGGGACCCCACCUCCCCAGCCGCGGGGAGAAGGAACUCUCCCGCCUCGACCAAUGAGAAGGACGGCACAGCGAUGCCCAGAGACCCUGCCCCCAGCCCCGCCCACUUUCCUACCAAAGGGCCCAAGACAGAGGAGGGGAGGAGCCAGAAGGGGAGGGUGGAGGAGGUAGAACAGGAAGAGGAGGAGCAGGAAGAAGAGAAGCAGAAGAAGAAUGAGGAGGAGGAGGACUGGCUAUCGGGAGCUCUGAGCAGGAGGAAGGCUCUGGGGGCCUCCCAGCCAGAGAGGAGGAGGUCCAGGCAGGAGGAGUCGCUGGGCCUGGGAGGAGGAGAGGAGGUCGUCAGCUCCACCGUCGGGAAACCGGCCCCCUCCCCCGCACCCUCCGUGAGGAGACAGGAGACAGAGGAGAACUCAUCAAGCCUUCUGACCGGCCGGAUGCCCAGCCCUGGGGUGCAUUCCAAAGCAGUCAGGGAUGUAGCGCCAACACAAGGAACCCAACCAACCCCCUCACCAGCUCCUGCUCUGCAGCCACAGAUGACCCUGUCCCCAGAGAGUCUGCAGCAGCUUCUCCUACAACAGCAGCAGCUCAUGCAAUCCCAGUUCUUGGGCCUAGGGGGCGCCCUGGACUACGGCUGUCUGGUCAAACCAGACCGGGCGGAGCCGCAUCUGGGCGACCGCCAGGCGCUGCAGGCCCGCAUUGCCCACCUUGAGGGACAGGUGAGGGGUCUCCUGCUGGAGAGGGACCAGACCCAGAUGUUGAUGGAGAACGUCCGUCUGAGACACCAGCAGGACAUGGAGCAGCUGGAGACCGCCCACAGGGCGCGGGUGCAGCUGCUGGAGGCCUCGUGGUCGCAGCGGGAGGCGCGGGCGCGGCAGGAGAGCAAGGACCUGGCGGAGAGCCUGGCGGCGGCGGGGCGCACUGCGGAGCAGCAGAGGGCCGAGCUGGCGGCCGCGCACCAGAGGAGGCUGGCCCAGAGCCAGCAGGACCGGGACCGCGAGGUCCAGAGGCUCCGGGACCUCCAGAGGCAGUCCAUCCUAGAGGUGAAGCAGGACCACGAGGAGCAGCUCCUCCGGCUCAAGCGGCUGAAGGAGGAGGAGAUCGAGGCGGUGACCAGCGCCACGUCCCAGACGCGCUCGCUGACGGGCGUCAUGGAGCAGAUGGAGGGCUUCUCCUCCCGCCUGGGAGAGCUGUCCUGCCGCGUAGAGAGCACCCACGAGCACACGGCCCAGGGCCUGGAGCAGGGCGCCAGGCAACGGGAGGAGCAGCUCCGAGUCAUGCAGGAGCGGCUGGGCCAGCAGCAGAGGGCCAUGGCAGAGGAGCGGGCCCGUCUGAAGGAGGUGAUCACCAGGAUGGAGGUCCAGCUGGGGGAGCAGCAAAGGCAGCUGGAGAAGGAGCGCUGGCGGGUGACGGCGGAGCAGGCCAAGGCGGAGUCGUCCCAGAGGAGCCUGGAGGAGGAGCGGCGCGCCCUGAACCAGCACACCUCCAUGGAGAGGGAGGAGCUGGAGAGGGCCAAGAACGCGCUCCUGGAGGAGCAGCAGGCGGUGAUGACGCGCUGCGGCGAGGAGCGGAGGAAGAUGGCGGCCGAGUGGGCCCAGCUGCACGCCGCCGAGAAGACGAGGCAGGAGCAGGAGGAGCGGCGGGCCGGCCGGCACCUGGAGAGAGACGCCCACGCCCACUCCAACAUCAUCAGCAUUGCCCAGGAGCAGGCGGAGGUGAAGCUGCGCUCCGGUGAGCUCCAGCAGCGGGAGGGGGCCCUGGCCCGGGAGAGGGAGGCCCUGGAGCGGCAGCUGGAAGAGGCGCAGCGGGAGAAGGAGCGGCUCAGCGCCACAGCCCUCAAGCUGCAGGCCCGGGCGCAGGAGGUGGAGGCCUUCAGCAAGCUGGCCACAGAGAAGUUCGAGGAGGGCGAGCGAGCACUGCAGACAGCGCGCGGCGUAGAGAGCGAGCACCAGGCCAGGCUGAGGAGCAUCCACUCCCAGAUAGAGCGGCUGAGGCAGCAGGAGGAGCAGCUGCUGCAGGAGAAAGUGAGGAUGACGGACCUGAGGACCGGAGAGGAGCGGUUCAGACAGAGCUACAGGCCCCUGGCCUCCCACCCCAACACGGGCCCUCCUGGACACGCAGAUUUUAGUGCCAUGUGGCCAAGCCCAGCGACCCCAGAGCUGGUGGUGGUCCCAGCCAGCCCUGACCUAAUGGUCCCAGCCAGCCCUCAGCCCAGCCGCUACGGCCUCCAGGCUAGCCUGGCCCUGCUCAGGCACACGGCAGAGAAGGACCGAGACUUCCUGCAGGACGAGCAGUUCUUCCUGGAGACACUGAAGAAAGGAGCUCUGCAGUCCCUCUUCCACACGCAAUGAAACACCUGACAAUAAACUAUUUUGGGAUACAAGUCUCUAGUCUAUGGAAGCCCGUUUCCGCCACGUAAAAGAAAAAAAAUGCAGGUCACAUCUCAUUAUUUUGAGAUAGUAUCUCAUUAUGAGAUACUAUCAUUAUUUUGAGAUAACUUCUCAACAGGACCAGACCAGUCAUGGUAGCCUAAUUGUAGCUUAUCCAUAGGUGCUACAUAUAGCCUAUUAUUACAGUAGAUUAGCUGGAGAUGAUGAACUCGAUUAAAGAUUAUUAAAGACGGAGGUAUACAAAUGCUGACAUUUUGGCUCGAUUAUCUAUGGAGCACAACAUAAACAUUAGUAAAAGAACUCUAGAAAGAGUGCUUCAUAGGAAUCAGCUGUGGCGAAGACGCAAUAAGGCGGACAUUGGAGAAGUAGCCGAUUUCAUACAUCGCCAAUUAGUCCUCUGGCCAACAACAUGGCUACUGGUGGAUGCAACAGAAGUGUUGGAUGGCAGGGAUCAUCACGGACAGAGAGACCGUUCGUCUCUUGCUGCGUCAAAUGGAUGGUGGUGGCGUGGAUCUCCGUGCACGGCACCGUCUGAGACGCAGUCUAUGUCAGUCGUGGCCCGAAUUGUGUGGCACAUAGAUGGAUAUGACAAAUUAAAGCAGUAUGGGAUAAGCAGUGGUUGCAUUGAUGGGUUCUCGCGAAAGAUGAUCUGGCUAAACAGUAAACACCCACUCAACUAACAGCGACCCACGUCUUAUAGCGGGGUAUUUCAUUGAUUCAGUGAUGCAGCAUGGUCGCCUAUUGAAAGUGAGAUUGGAUCUCGGGACGGAGAACACACACAUGCCGCAAUGCAAAGUUUUAUGCACGGCAGUGAAAACGGCAUUUCCCCAGACUGUCACUCUAGGUCCAAGCACGGGGAACCAACGUAUUGAACGCUGGUGGUGUACGUUGCGGAGUGAGUGUACUCAGUUCUGGAUGGAUCAUUUCGACCAGUUAAAGGCUGACGGUCUCUAUGACUCCCUGAUGCUGAACAGAAACCAACGAAAACAGCAAUUUAUUUUUCAGUUUUAUUGUUAAGAGCAACACAUUUGUAUUAGCAGGGGCAUUUACAUUCAGGGCAUUUAGCAGAAGCUUUAAUCCAGAGCGGGUCCAACAAUGAUUCUGGUCUUGAAGACAAUAUCUUCCGAGUUGCAUUUGGAAGCCAAUUUAUCCUAAGCGACUUACAACCAUUCAUACACAGCCAGAGCUCGUCGUUAGGGUUACCGACACCUAACACUCAGCUAGGAGGAGCCAGGUUUCAAACUAGUCACAAGUCAACCCGCUCUCUCGUGACUCAGACUUGGAGGUGCAUUGAUUUACAUUUUCAGUCCAAGCAGACCUCAUCUGGCUGGUCGUCGAUUCAGAGCUGCAAGAAUGUGAAAAGGAGAAGUGAAAAAGGUGCCAGUCCCAAACAGUUUGCUUAUUCAUCUUGCAUUGAGCUAAAAGUUAAGUCAAGCCUCAGGUUACCAAUGGUCAACACCGUUGUUCAGACAGGGAUAACUUUUUUCAUCACUGGCUUGAGCGCUUAUACAAAAUGCAUCAAUUUACCUUUCAUGGUAGAAAGGGAACUAGGUGGACCUCCCGCUGCUUCGAGUCACCAGUCCUUCACCGCCUUUUGGAUUACAGAUGCAUUAGAGGUGGUCUCUCGGGUGAUUUCCCGCAGUAUGAAUUUUAUUAUUUCUCAGAAAAGCUUUUCCAAUCGUCAGUUUCGCAUCGGACGGCACUUCCUAUGCAGCGAUAUCAUCCCAGAAACAUGUAGUCCCACAUCAACAAGAGCCCAGUUACGGUCCUUAC
This is a messenger RNA of Gadus chalcogrammus (walleye pollock), 5738 nucleotides long. RefSeq names its product fas-binding factor 1. The transcript is spliced from 29 exons. Gene Ontology annotation, cellular component: centriole; ciliary transition fiber; ciliary basal body. Bases 426 to 3926 code for a protein of 1166 amino acids. Lineage: Eukaryota; Metazoa; Chordata; Actinopteri; Gadiformes; Gadidae. The record is from RefSeq and is a predicted model, not a curated record. Gene Ontology annotation, biological process: establishment of epithelial cell polarity; cilium assembly.